GCCGCGCACGGAGCCGCCGGGGCCGCGCCCUGCGAUGCGGGCGAGGGACGCGCUGACACCGCGCUGCUCUGCUGCUGCUGCUGCUGCUGCUGCUGCUGCUGCUGCUGGUUCUGAUUCUUCGCGUGCCUGAUUUAUUUUCUUCGGGUGUUUUCUAUCUACCCUCCCUGCUUUUUUUUUUUUUCUUUUUAAAUUUUUUUUGCUGUUAUUUUUUGCUGUUAUUUUUUGCCAGGUUUUGGUUUUUUUACUAAUUUUUUUUACUAUUUUCCUUACCAAUUUUUUUUAAAUUUCUGUACCAUAUUUUUUACUCUUUUUAAUUUUUUUUUUUUUUAGUAUUUUUCCUUCCUAUUUUCUUUAUUUUCUAUUUUCCUUCCCUUUUUUUUUUCUUCCUACUUUUUACUCCUUUUUUUAAAAAUUUUUUAAAAUUUUUAACUACGUAUUUUUAACUAUUUUCGGCUGAAGGGGGAACCCCGGCGCCGGGCGGCACCCACCACCACCCCCUCCCCUUUCCCCCGGCUCGUACGGUGGAGCGGCCGCAGGGUGUCCCCGGGCUCCCCCCGGCCGCCGCCGCUCCCCGCCCGGCGCGGCGUUGGCAGCCGAUGUAGGGCAGGCGCGGCGCGCCCGAGCCCCAGCGCCGCCACGGGAGCGGCCCCGCGGCGCCGUCUAUGCCCGCGCCGCCCGCCGCCCCCCCCAUGGUGCGCUCCGAGAGCCGCUGGGCAGCGCCGCGGGGACUCCGGGCUGCGCCGGGGCUGCCAUGAGAUAGAGCCGGCGGCGGAGCGAGGAGCCCCGCGGAGGAGGGCGCGGGGCGGGGGGAAGCGGCGGAGAGCGACGCGACCCCCCGGCCGCCCGCGGGUCGUAUGUUCAGGUCCAAACGCUCAGGGCUGGUGCGGCGACUUUGGAGGAGCCGCGUCAUUCCGGACAGGGACGGCGGAGAUGGGAGCGCCAGGAGCUCGGGCCACCACGACCUCGGAGCCGGCGGGAGCUGCAAGAUCGCCGAGAGGAGCCCCUCGGUAGCGCGCUCGCUGCUGCUGCGGGAGGCGGAGGAGCGGGCCGAGGCGGCGCCGCGCGGGGACCCCAUGGCGGAGCGGCGCGGGGCCCGGCUCCGCAACCCCGCCGGGGCCUCGGAGAGCGACGGCCGGACCGUGACCUGCUGCCUGUUCUCGGAGCGAGAGCCGGGCGGCCCCCAGCCGACCCCCGCCGCCGCCGCCGCCCCCUCCGGCCCCGACGGCGCGGCCGACGGCGGCUCCCCGGAGCGGCGGGGCCGGGAGGCGCGGGCGCGGCUGCUGCUGCUGGAGCAGGAGCUGAAGGCCGUCACCUACUCGCUGCUGAAGCGGCUGAAGGAGCGCUCGCUGGACAGCCUGCUGGAGGCGGUGGAGUCCCGCGGGGGGAUGCCCGGAGGCUGCGUCCUGGUGGCCCGCACCGAGGUGCGCCUGGGGGGCCUGGCGGCGCCCCCGCACCUCCUCCUGGGCAAGCUGUUCCGCUGGCCCGACCUGCAGCACCCCGCCGAGCUGAAACCCCUCUGCGAGUGCCAGAGCUUCGGCGUCGCCGACGGACCCACCGUCUGCUGCAACCCCUACCACUUCAGCCGCCUCUGUGGGCCAGAGUCUCCACCACCUCCCUACUCUCGGCUGUCUCCUAAUGAUGAGCAAAAGCCACUGGAUCUAUCAGAUUCCACGUUGUCUUACACUGAAACAGAGGCUACAAACUCGCCCAACGUCACGCCCGGAGAUUUCUCAGAUGCCAGCACGUCGCCCGACGCCGUGAAGAGGAGCCAUUGGUGCAACGUGGCCUACUGGGAGCACCGGACGCGCGUGGGCCGCCUGUACACAGUGUACGAACAGUCUGUCAGUAUCUUCUACGACCUACCUCAAGGAAACGGCUUCUGCCUCGGACAGCUAAACCUGGACAACAGGAGCGAGACUGUGAGAAGGACUCGAAGUAAAAUCGGCUACGGGAUCUUGCUCAGCAAGGAGCCGGACGGCGUGUGGGCCUACAACCGCAGCGAGCACCCCAUCUUCGUCAACUCCCCGACACUGGACAUCCCCAACUGCAGGACCCUCAUCGUGCGCAAGGUCAUGCCGGGCUACUCCAUCAAGGUGUUCGACUACGAGAGGUCCUGCCUGCUGCAGCACUCGGCUGACCUGGAGUACGCAGACGGGCCCUACGACCCCAACAGCGUCCGCAUCAGCUUCGCCAAGGGCUGGGGGCCCUGCUACUCCAGACAGUUCAUCACGUCCUGCCCGUGUUGGCUGGAGAUCCUGCUCAGCAACAACCGAUAACGCUCGGCCCUCUCCACGAAAGGAAAGACAGCGCGGGAGGAGGGGGGGGAAAAAAAAAAUACCCUACAAAAAUUAAAAAAAAAAAAAAAAAAAAAAAGACACAGACUAUCCCAAAUAUCAUCUACCUAGAUUUAAUAUAAAGUUUUAUAUAUUAUAUGAAAAUAUAUAUUAUACUUGUAAUUAUGGAGUCAUUUUUACAAUGUAAUUAUUUAUGUAUGGUGCAAUGUGUAUAUGGACAAAAAACGGAAAAUGCACUUUGGCUUAUAUAAUUCUUUCAAUACAGAUUUUUUUUUUUUUAAAAGAAGAAAAAAAAAAAAAGAAAAAUUAUACAGCAAAAAAUAGGAGAAAGCCCUAAUUUUUGAUGUAUGUUUUUUUUUGAAAUAUUAUUAAUACCCAGACAAAAAGCUAAUACCAGUCACUCAUUGAUAAUAAAGUAUUCGCAUUAUGGGGGGGGAUUUAAUUGUCUUUUUUCUCCCCCCCCCCCCCAGCUGAAGGCUAACAGUGUCUGCUGGGGUGCUCUGCAGUCAGGGGAGGUCCAGAGGGGUGCCCUCUGUCUCCCAUCCCAGCCAGGACCCCAGAAAGCCAGUAAAUAAGUUGGGAGGCUGCAGUUGGCUCCAAGAGGAGGGUGAGUGAGGACAGCUGGAGAGCAAAGGGAGCACUUGGAGAAGGGGAAAGGAAAGUCUCCUGUACCUGUUGUCACUCAGGACGGUGUCUCUGAUAACACAGAACGUGGUGAGGGUGUUCAUGCUGAAGUUUGGGCAGGUUAAUGCUCCUCAGUGCAAAGAGAAAAGCAGAAGUUAUUGUGGCCCUCAAAGCUGCCCAGUAGGAGCAGUUUGGAACAUCAGCCUUUCACACAGGGCUUGUGUGCAAGUCCAGCACCUCCCCAGACGUGUUUUGUGGUUGAGACACAAACAGGGGGUGUGGACAACUCCUGCUUUGGGGGAUCCUCUGUUGGAGUGUGGUCUGAAUUUCAGGAGCCUCUCCAGUAACUCAGAGGAAGGGAUUGGAUGAGUUGUGUGCAGGUUUUUUGUCCCACAGAUGUCCCAGUCUGUUGUCCAGGCAAUAAACCGAUUCAGAACUGUUUGGGAAGAAUGUAUUUGCUCUGAGGAGCAGUUGCAGCCAGAAAAGUGUCCUGGGCAAAUGUGCUUGUCUGGGCUGAUUUACACUCUGGAAAUACUGGAUAAAAUCAGGCCCUUUGCUUGACUUGUGCCUGAACUCCAUCCCUGUCAGCACAGGGCACCCACGUGCUGCCAGGGGCAGGUUGGACGCUGGCUUGGCUUGGUUAGGGAAGUUAUUUAUUGCCAGGGAGCAGCGCUGCCAAGUCUUGGACUCGUGUUCCAAAUCCCUGUACCUUGGAUUUCCAUGAAGUCCCAGCCUCUGGAGUGCAGUGACUGGGAAGCACCUCAGCUUUCAAGGUCACAGGGGGUGUUUUUGUCACCUUUGUAUUUGCAGAGGAAAACGUGCAGUGAGACCUCCUCAAACUCGGAGUAAAACAAAACAAGACCCAAACUUACUACUCAAAAGCCCUCCUGAGUGAGGAUGGGGAAUCCUGGAAUGGUUUGGGUUGGAAGGAACCUUAAAGCUCAUCUCAUUCCACUGAGACACUUUCUGCUAUCCCAAAUUGCUCCAAACCCCGUCUGGCCUGGCCUUGGACACUUCCAGGGGUGGGGAAAGGUGGGCACUGCAUCCCACAGGGAAUCUCACAGAGCUGGGUGGAUGUUUGGAGAGACCCGAGCAGAGCAACGUCCCAGUGACAUUUCCUCAGUCAUUUUUCAAAUUACAACCAUAUUUGAUGUUUAAUUGGGACCACAUUGGUUGAGUUUCCUGCAGCAUCACUAUUAAUACUUGACAUCAUGGAUUUUUGUUUGUGUUACAGCCAUUCUUAGGGAACGGUGUCAAAACACGUCACUCUUGUUUAAAGCAGCUUUCAAGAGCUUUGCAGGGAUUUUUUUUUCAUCCCUUUUGGCUUGGGUUUGGUGGGUCCUGCCAUACCACCCCCCUCCCUUGUGGUAUCACUUUCCUGUGGUCAGUCAAGAGGCCAUUUUUAUGUUUUGGGGUGUUUUUUUAGGAGAUUUUUGUUAACACUCUCCUCAUUUUACCUGGGAAGAAUCAGCCAAAAGCUCACUUGCUUCUCCCCAUUUCCUUUACUUUUUCCCAGCAUUUCCCACCACUUCCCAAAAGGUUUAGCAUUCACAUCCCAAGCUGGCUGCUGCCUUCCUCCCUGUCCUGCUCCUCCUCCUCGUGUGCACACAGCGAUGCAGCAGCACCAUCAUUACCCACUCCAUCCAUCUUCUGGACAGAACAGCACCAAGGCUGCACGUGAGGGUUAAAUUUGGGCUUCCCCUUGUGCAAUCCCCUGAUGGUGCUUCAUUUUUCAUUACUCAUGUGCUUCCUCCAGGAACAAAUCUGGAGUUUUAUUUUGACAGCAAGGCUUUAAAGGGAAUAAAAAAGGAUUUUAGGGUGAGGCAAUGAAAUAAGUAUCCUUUUCUGUCCCAUUUUGCUCCUUUAAUCUUACAGUCAUUCACGUUUAGGAUUCUUUAAAGAAGAUUUG
Myiozetetes cayanensis is the source of this 4827-nucleotide messenger RNA. RefSeq names its product SMAD family member 6 (gene SMAD6). The record is from RefSeq and is a predicted model, not a curated record. Bases 855 to 2276 code for a protein of 473 amino acids. Gene Ontology annotation, cellular component: heteromeric SMAD protein complex. Gene Ontology annotation, biological process: cell differentiation; BMP signaling pathway; SMAD protein signal transduction. Lineage: Eukaryota; Metazoa; Chordata; Aves; Passeriformes; Tyrannidae. The transcript has 4 exons. Gene Ontology annotation, molecular function: I-SMAD binding; transcription regulator inhibitor activity.